Messenger RNA from Blepharisma stoltei, 303 nucleotides. The record is from the annotation of a GenBank genome assembly. Lineage: Eukaryota; Ciliophora; Heterotrichea; Heterotrichida; Blepharismidae.
AUGACCAAAAACAAAACUUCGAGCUGUCCAGGAAACGCUGAAAUUUCAGAAAAUGUGCGACAAGGGCUUUCUUUUUGGCUUUUUAAGGCACCAACACAAAUACUCCCAACAAUAAGCGACUCCAGCUUUUGCGAAACACCACUGAAAAUUUACCUAUCUAAAUUCCUGGUUAAUGGAGAUAGAGAUGAGAAGAGAGAACUAUACAUUUCGAUGAUUUUGGGAGUUGGAAAGAACAUCAAGGCCAGGAGACAUACUAAAGGCAAUUAUGUUGCCGUCUGGUGAUGCACUGGUGACCUUUAUUAA